GAAACAUUGAUAUUCCUACGACUGUAUCGUCAUACAUCUUUUACUACUAUUUGCUUUUCUCUUCUAAUUACAAUUAGUUAUCUAUCACUUAAGAAAAGAUUGGGAACACCAUGUCUUUAAACAAGAGGAUAUCCUACGAGGAAGAAAAGAGAAAAAAUCCCGAACUAAAGGAUUCUGAUAUACAAUUGCUGAAGGAUUGGUGCGCGAAACAGCCGCAUCUACCGAAGAUCAUGGACAGCGAGUACGCGUUGUUCCUGCACAGCAAUUAUUAUCUUAUGGAACCUACCAAGUGCACCAUCGAGCAAUAUUACACAGCCAGAACUCAUUUGCCUGAAUUCUUCUCCGACAGAGAUCCGCUCGGAACGAUGCAAUUACGAGAGGCGUUCAAAGUCACUGCGCAUAUAACACUGGAGAUGCGGACGAAGGAAGGAUACAAGAUUGUCUAUUCAAGAUUAAUAGAUUAUGAGCCAUCGCACUUCGUUUACAAUGAUACUAUGAAAUACUUCGCCAUGGUGACGGAUUUGUGGCUGUAUAAGGAGGGCACCGCCAAAGGCCACAUUAUUAUCAUUGACAUGGAUAAGGUCUCUUUCGCCCAUGCCGGCCGUCUUAGCCCCUUGGGAAUCAAGAAGUUCCUGUAUUACUUGCAGGAAUCCAUACCAAUCAGACUCAAGGCUCUUCAUUUUAUCAAUACCAACGCGGUGAUGGAUAUCAUUCUAGCGAUGAUGAAGCCAUUUAUGAAGAAGGAAUUGAUGGACGUGUUGCAUAUUCAUACCACGAACGAUACGCUGGCAAAGUUCAUACCGGUGGAAGCGCUUCCGUGCGAUUGCGGAGGGAAGAGCAGACCAUUGAAGGAACAGCAGGAGGAGCAACUAAAAGAUAUCGAGAAUCAUCGUGAAUGGUUUCUGAAGGAUGAGGCCUUGAAUCGUGUGAAUGAGGCCCUGAGAGUUGGGAACAGUAAAUCGGCAACGGAUCUCUUCGGGGUCGAAGGAAGUUUCAAGAAACUCGAAAUAGAUUGAUUUACACCAACCUCUUCAAACAAAAUCCUAAGUAGAAGAAAAAGUCACAAUAACGUCAAAAUAACAGUAAAACAGCUUUCAAAGAUAAUUUUUAUCGUGAUUUAUUUGUGAGGAAUAGUUGCGUUCCGAUAUUUUACUACUAGUAUUAAAAAUUUACUGUACACGUUUCACAAUUUACAGUACAAUACACUUUUCAAAAUUUUACGUUAAUAU
This is a messenger RNA of Dinoponera quadriceps, 1229 nucleotides long. Its product is annotated as alpha-tocopherol transfer protein-like. Gene Ontology annotation, molecular function: phosphatidylinositol bisphosphate binding. The transcript is spliced from 4 exons. The record is from RefSeq and is a predicted model, not a curated record. Lineage: Eukaryota; Metazoa; Arthropoda; Insecta; Hymenoptera; Formicidae. Gene Ontology annotation, cellular component: membrane. Bases 111 to 1016 code for a protein of 301 amino acids.